Colletotrichum lupini is the source of this 1950-nucleotide messenger RNA. Its product is annotated as dipeptidyl-peptidase 3. NCBI's taxonomy places the organism in Eukaryota, Fungi, Ascomycota, Sordariomycetes, Glomerellales, Glomerellaceae. The record is from RefSeq and is a predicted model, not a curated record. Gene Ontology annotation, molecular function: dipeptidyl-peptidase activity. Gene Ontology annotation, cellular component: cytoplasm. The coding region runs from base 1 to 1950 and encodes 649 amino acids. The transcript has 9 exons.
AUGGAGGUUCAGUCCGUCCAGGUCUUUCGAUUGGACGUCAGGUCGCAAUUUGAAGGCUUGAGCAAGUCGCAGCAGAGAUAUGCCCAUCAUAUGGCACGUGCAGCAUGGCACGGGGCGAGAAUUGUUUUACGACAAACCUCGCCAGAAUCGCUGACAAUAUUUGACUUCAUCCUCGAGCUUCACGCGGCGUGGAAUGGCGGUUGGGAUCAACUUGCUGAUGAGAUUGGAAUCAAAGAGACGCACCAAUUCCUCACUUACGCGGCAGCCUUUUUGUCCAACUUAGGCAACUACUAUGGAUCCGGCGACCAGAAGUUCAUCCCCGCCAUCCCUGGGACCGUCUUCGCAAAGAUUGCAACCAAGUCUGACAGACUUCAGGCUUUCUAUAGCUCGUUUGCUGACGCUAUCUAUUCAUCACCGCCCUUCAGCCUUGGAUAUCCGGGAGAGACCACUCAAAGCACUUACUACCCGGGAAACCAUAUCACCAAAGAGGAAAUCGCAAUGGUCUCUCAAGUCUUGGAACAAAAGUCCAUUCUCCCAGAGAACACCAGAUUGAGAAAACUAGACGGAGAUGCCGGAUUUGAAUUGCAGAUCGCUUCUUCCGAUGACGGAAGUCUUGGUGUUUUGCCGUUGUCUGAUGGGAGAAGCAGCGUCAAGCUCGUGAUGGGAGACCAUGCAGCUGAGCUGGAGAAAAUUCUCGCCAAGUAUCGAGAAUCACUGCGAAACUGGGUGAAGGAUAAGGCGCCGGAGAUCGAAAACAUCUUCGGCUUCGUUGAGCCGUACAGAGAUCCACAUGGAAUACGAGCUGAGUUUGAGGGUCUUGUUGCGAUCGCGGACGCCGCAGAAACAAGGAAACUGACAAGACUGAACGAGAAUUCGACACAAUUCAUUCGGAAGCUACCUUGGGCCAGUCCCGAAAACGACGGAAAGGGGGUAUUUGAGAAGUCUUUGUUUGACCCACCUGAUCUCUCAAGCAUACACACGCUGGCAUAUUGCUCCAGUAUCAUAUUUCCGGGAAUCAACCUACCCAACUACAACGAUAUUAGGCAAGAGACAGGAUUCAAGAAUGUCAUCAUUGCUAAUCGCAUGGUUGCGGAGAGUAAGGCACAGGGUUACCCAUUCAUCGAAGACUCCGAAGAAGCCGCAUUCCGCAGAGCUAAGUUCCCAACCUACUAUUGGUGGGUUGUUCUGCACGAGCUUCUUGGACAUGGCACAGGCCGGAUGAUGGUUGAAACGACAGAAGGGGACUACAACUUCGACAUUCAGAACCCGCCCAUUAAUCCUCUCGAUGAUAACCCAAUCAAAUCCUGGUAUAAGCCUGGACAGACUUGGACCGGUCAAUUUGGAGAUCUCGCCACAACAGUUGAUGAGUGCAGAGCAGAGCUAGUUGGGGCGUACCUGAUGGAUGACAAAGAUCUUCUGAGAGUUCUUGGAUUUACAGAUGCCACAGACGUGACAGCUGACGAUAUCGCGUACAACAUGUACCAGCAAUUGGGUGUGGAUGGUCUGCGUGGUCUUGCCAACUACAAUGUCGAUAGCAAGCGCUGGGGUCAAGCCCAUAGUCGAGCACACUUCGCAAUUCUGAACUGGCUACUUAAGGACGGCGGGGACUGUGUGGAAAUUGAACAUGACAAAACUGCUGGAAAUUUGACCGUCAGAGUCAAUAGAGCAAAGGUUUCCACUCAUGGAAAGCCAGCACUGGGCAGGAUGCUCUUACGUCUGCACAUGUACCGGUGCACAGCAGAUGUCCAGGCAUGUCGAGUUUACUACGAGAUGCUUACGAGAUUGACUCAGAAGCAUCUGGAAUGGCGGAAGGUCGUGGUGGCUAGUAAGCCACCGCCACUUGUGUUUGUUCAUGCCAAUACGUCUCUGGAAGAGAAUGAGGUUACUUUGAGAGAGUACGAGCCCACAGUUGAAGGUCUAAUAAAGAGCUGGGCUGAGCGCCGUAUCUAA